This is a messenger RNA of Tachysurus vachellii, 977 nucleotides long. RefSeq lists its product as uncharacterized. The record is from RefSeq and is a predicted model, not a curated record. NCBI's taxonomy places the organism in Eukaryota, Metazoa, Chordata, Actinopteri, Siluriformes, Bagridae. Bases 58 to 678 code for a protein of 206 amino acids. The transcript is spliced from 4 exons.
GAUCAUGUGGCAAGCCAUUACUUUAUUCACAGUGCUAUAACGACACCAGGAGCAACAAUGUUCAGGUCCUGUGUUCUGCUCUGCUUGUCAGUGAUGCUGUACAGCACCACAUCAAGUCCAUAUAAAUCUUGGGAAAAUGAAAAGCAAACAGCAGUUCAAGAUACAAGGUCUUAUGAUAUUAACGAGAAGAUCAUACUAGGACUUAAGGAAGUUGAACCUGUAGAGGAGCAGGAUCUGACAGAGGUUGACCUUGAUCCCCAUAUGGCCAUAUGGAAAGCUAUGAAGCAGUUUCGCCAGCAGAAAGACAAUAAGCUUGAGCACUUGGCUGGAAAUGAGCAGGAUGAAGCCUACCUUGAACCUCAGUACUAUAGGCAAGGCCUGCUAUAUCAAGAAGCCGAGAAGGACCUAGAUGACGUUUACCAUAACAUACAAGGGCUAGUGAAUCAUGAUGACCUCAAAGACAGAGUGGUCCAUCCUGAGAUACCAGAGGCUGACAAGGCUGAAGUGGUGGAACUGCAUGAAUCAAUUGUGUAUUUGACCCCAGAAGAAGACCUAGAUGGCCUGUAUCAUGGAGAUUUUACAGGCCAAGUGUUCCAGGUUCCAGUCAUCUUUCCAGAAGAUCACAAGAAUGUUCAUACAGAACCUGAAGAGGACAAAGAUCACCUCUUCCAUAGCUGAACAAGAAAAAAUUACUUUAAUCAAUGAAAUCCUGUCCUAAAUUGUAAUAGCUUGAAUUUGUAAUAGCUUCUUAACCUUGUAUGUCUCAUUUCGACAAUCUGCACACAGCAGUUAAAGCUCUAAUAAUGAUCUGAAGAUUGCAUGUUUUAUUCUCUGGACUGCCAGAUCCACCUGUGACACAUGAGUAAGGCUCCAAACCUCAUUUGCUCAGUUGUAUGCUUGAAUUGUAUGCUGCCUCAAUUCUAGAAUGCUCAGUAUGGAAAUGCAGGCCAAAUGAAUAAAUGUAAUAAUUAUACGCA